Messenger RNA from Jaculus jaculus (lesser Egyptian jerboa), 1948 nucleotides. RefSeq names its product sodium-dependent phosphate transport protein 1-like. The record is from RefSeq and is a predicted model, not a curated record. Bases 1 to 1881 code for a protein of 626 amino acids. Gene Ontology annotation, biological process: monoatomic anion transport; transmembrane transport. Gene Ontology annotation, molecular function: transmembrane transporter activity. NCBI's taxonomy places the organism in Eukaryota, Metazoa, Chordata, Mammalia, Rodentia, Dipodidae. The transcript is spliced from 13 exons.
AUGCCUGUCUUCAACUUUAUUAGUAACGGAGAUGUUCUGUUCCACUUGCCAGUCCCGGGUUUUUGUUCCUUUCGCUAUGGACUCGCUCUGCUUCUGCACUUCGUUAACAUGGGGAUCAGUGGACAGCAUACAUGUCUGAGCCUCACCAUAGUAACCAUGGUGAACAGAACGGACACAAGUGGUGUGCCCAACGCAUCUGCAGGGCAGAAGCUGGACGACACAAAGAACCCUGUGUAUAACUGGAGUCCUGGUAUCCAGGGGGUCAUCCUUAGUUCUUUUUCAUACGGUGCAAUCAUAGCCUACAUUCCUGUUGGCUACCUGUCUGGAAGAUUCCCUGUGAAGAAGUGGAUUGGCUCUGCCGUGUUCCUCAGCUCUGUGUUCUCCCUGCUCACCCCAGGAGCAGCUCACCUUGGACCAGCUUUGUUUAUCGUGUGCCGAGCGCUCCAGGGACUAUCCCAGGGCAUAGUUAUUGCAGCCCAAAAUGCAAUAUGGGUCAAAUGGGCCCCUACCUUGGAAAGAGGCCGACUUAUCUCUGUGAGUUACUCAGGGUUCAAAUUGGGAUCAUUCCUGGUCAUGCUUGGAAGUGGAUUCAUCUGUGAUCUUCUGGGCUGGCCCAUGGUCUUCUAUAUAUUGGGUGCGUUUGGCUGUGUUCUGUCUCUUCUCUGGUUCAUCCUGUUCUAUGAAGAACCCAAGGACCACCCGUGGAUAAGCAUCAGGGAGAAGGAAUACAUCAACUCUUCUCUCGCCCAGCAGGUCAGCUCACGAAGACAACGUCUGCCAAUCAAGGCUAUGCUGAAGUCUCUUCCAGUCUGGGCCAUCACCCUCUCUGUCUUUGCUUACAUGUGGUCAGCCUCCCUCUUUGCUGUGUACACGCCAACAUAUCUCAGCACCAUGCUUCACAUCAACAUGAGAGAGAACGGGCUGCUGUCUGGUCUCCCACAUUUGUGUGCCUACAUCUGUGGUAUCGUAGCCGGUGAGAUGGCAGACUUCUUCCAUUCCAGGAAGAUUUUCAGCCUACUUACCAUCCGGAAGCUCUUCACCACAUUAGGACUCCUCCUUCCUGUGAUCUUCAGCCUGAGCCUGCUGGCCCCGGGCCUCGGCUUCCAUGGCACCGUCACCCUCCUGGUACUUGCCUCUGCAUCUCUCAACUUCUCUAUGGUUGGAGGAUUUAUCAAUGUUCUGGACAUUGCUCCCAGAUAUUACGGAUUUCUUAACGGGGUUGAAAUAUUAGUUGGAACAGUAGGAAGCAUGACUUCUCCACUUGCAGUUGGACAUAUUCUCAGUCAGUGGAUGGACUCCAAACUGGCUGAGGAGGAAGAGAGACAUCAGAUGGAGAAUCAGCCCCCUCCCCGCAAAGUGCCAGGCUUUUGUUCCUUUUGCUAUGGACUUGGUGUGCUUCUGCACUUCGUUAAUGUUGCUGUCAUGGCACAAGUAUCGUGUAUAAACCUCACCAUAGUAGCCAUGGUGAAUGGAACAGACACAAGUGGUAUGCCCAACGCAUCUGCACAGGAGAAGCUGGAUGACACCAAGAACCCUGUGUAUAACUGGAGUCCUGGUAUCCAGGGGGUCAUCCUUAGUUCUUUUUCAUACGGUGCAAUCAUAGCCUACAUUCCUAUUGGCUACCUGUCUGGAAGAUUCCCUGUGAAGAAGUUGGUUGGCUCUGCCUUGUUCCUCAGCUCUGUGUUCUCCCUGCUCACCCCAGGAGCAGCUCGCCUUGGACCAGCUUUGCUUAUUGUAUGCCGAGUGCUUCAGGGAAUAUCCCAGGGGACUGUUCAUGCAGCCCAGCAUGCAACCUGGGUCAGAUGGGCCCCUCCCUUGGAACGAGGCCGACUUGCCUCCAUCAGCUACUCUGGUGAGGACUCAAGGAUGGCUGCAUUCUAAUUUCAGCCCUUCAUAUCAUGUUCUUUCUGCAAGCCACAAAAAUAAAAUAUGUGUUUUGAAUUGCUAA